Messenger RNA from Teleopsis dalmanni, 2518 nucleotides. Its product is annotated as probable serine/threonine-protein kinase DDB_G0282963. Gene Ontology annotation, molecular function: transcription cis-regulatory region binding; nuclear receptor activity; protein binding. The transcript has 8 exons. Lineage: Eukaryota; Metazoa; Arthropoda; Insecta; Diptera; Diopsidae. Gene Ontology annotation, biological process: regulation of transcription by RNA polymerase II. The record is from RefSeq and is a predicted model, not a curated record. Gene Ontology annotation, cellular component: nucleus; aryl hydrocarbon receptor complex. Bases 1 to 2463 code for a protein of 820 amino acids.
AUGUUUGUCAAUGCUUUGAAUGGAUUUCUUAUGAUACUCACAUGCGAAGGUGAAGUAUUCUUCGCAACACACAGCAUAGAGAGCUAUUUGGGUUUUCAUCAGUCUGAUAUUGUACACCAGUCUGUCUACGAACUAGUCCAUUCGGAAGAUCGCGAGGAACUGCAACGUCAAUUGUUGUGGAAUUCCUUUUUACCCGCCGAUAUGUCGAGUAUGCAAUUAGCCGAAACGCUGGCACCCGAUAAAUCUCUUUAUUUGGAACGCAGCUUUACAGUACGUUUUCGCUGUUUACUCGACAAUACUUCUGGCUUUUUGCGUUUGGACAUACGAGGUCGCAUCAAAGUUCUACAUGGACAAAAUCGUAAAACAGAGGAACCACCAUUGGCGCUUUUUGCAUAUUGUACGCCAUUUGGACCACCUAGUCUACUUGAAAUACCGCACAAAGAGAAUAUGUUCAAAUCGAAACAUAAAUUAGAUUUUUCUUUAGUUUCUAUGGAUCAAAGAGGCAAGCAUAUAUUAGGAUACUCAGAUGCAGAAUUAGUAAAUUUAGGUGGUUACGAUUUAGUACACUAUGAUGAUUUGGCAUAUGUGGCAAGUGCACAUCAAGAACUUUUGAAAACUGGUGCUUCUGGCAUGAUAGCUUACAGGUACCAAAAGAAAAGUGGCGAGUGGCAAUGGCUGCAGACAAGCUCCCGCUUAGUAUAUAAAAACUCCAAACCCGACUUUGUCAUAUGUACACAUCGUCAGUUAAUGGAUGAAGAGGGUCAUGAUCUAUUGGGAAAACGUACUAUGGAUUUCAAAGUUAGUUAUUUAGAUACUGGUUUGGCGUCAACAUAUUUCUCUGAAGCUGAUCAAUUGGUUGUACCGCCAAGCGGUUCUCCGAAUGCACUACCGCCUCCAGUCACUCCCACAAGGCCAAAUCGUCGCUAUAAAACGCAAUUGCGUGACUUUCUUUCUACUUGUCGUACAAAACGCAAAAUGCAACAACAACCUCAACAGACAUCGCCUUUGGGUCAGGUUACAUCGCCUGCACCAGUUGUUGAAUAUCUUCCGGAUCCGGCAGUUGCAGUAGCAGCUGCUUAUUCAAACCUUAAUCCCAUGUAUACAACAUCACCAUAUGCCACCGCUGCUGAUAACAUCUACAUGGGCACUUCUGUGCAUUCCAGUAAUUUCUAUCCAGUAACAGAAAAUCUCUUCCAUCAAUAUCGUUUGCAAGGAGUCGGCGGUUACUAUACGGACUAUCAUCAUUCAGGUACUCCUACUACGGCGUACGUUACAAAUGGUUUUCUUUCUUAUGAUAGUUAUGCCAUUGCUUCAAAAGAAGAUAAGUGGCAAGAUACGGGGAAGUAUUACAGUGGAUAUAGUAGCGGAUAUGGUAGUCCAACUUCAACGCCACAGCAAAUUCCACUUAAAACGCCAAAGUCUUCACCGCAUGUUAUGGAAGUCGUUUCUUGUAGCUCAGAUGGUGCCUCACCCGUCGGUAGCUCAGCUUCUGUUACAGGCCACGUUAUUAAUGUCAACACAACUAAUAACAGUGCUACGCGUAAUAGUGGCAAUACCAUAACGCCAAAAGUUGAACUUACUCCACAAGACCCAUAUGAACGACAAACAGUGCUUAUGUGGGGCACACAAUCGAGCGGUGUACCGAUCAAUACCAUUAACAACAUAAGUACGAGCAGCCGACAUCACAUUAACACUUCCGAGCGUUCACCACAAAGCACACCACUAUCCAAUGGCGCUAGUCUCAACUACGCGAACAAUAAUAACGAAAAUGAGACAACUACAAAAUGGAAUGGAGGCGGAAGUGCAAAGGAAGGCAAAGUAACAGCUACCACACCAGAAAGUUUUCAAUUACAACAUGAUGAUUCUGGCCUAUACUCUGCAUCAUCGCAUACAACUUCACCACAGAAUCGUCUUAGCACCAGUGGCAGCAAUAACAGCAAUGCAACAAACAACAAUCUCGUGCCGCAUAAUUCGGUUGCUGAACAACAUUCUAAUACAACGUCUGCACACCAUAGUCACCCGCAUCAGCACAGCACCGAAUCGUUGUUACAUGCUACGCAAACUCCAGCCCAUAUGCAGCAUACUCUUCAUCAUCAUGCUACAUCGAACACAGUAGCACCACAACAUCAACACACAGCUACAGCAGCAACAACAACAGUUGCUACCACAAUGCCGCCACAUGCUCAAACACAACACCAUCAUCAUGCGCAUACGCAUUCGCAUUCGCAUCCGCAUUCGCAUCCGCAUCCGCAUUCACAUUCGCAUCAUCCGACACAUCCUGCGCAUUCACAUCCGCACUUACACCAUCACCAUCAUCAUCAUCCUCCACAUCCGCACGACGAGGUAUGGAGUCCUGCGACACAGUAUUCCUAUUCGCAGUAUUUUACUUAUCACCAUCACCAUCAUCACGCUUCAACUACUUCUUCUACUUCUUCACUACCGCACGCUAGUAGCACUCAGUGAGUGUCGCAACGACUUGCAAUGCAAAACAGUUAAAUAUCGAAGCUUAAGAAGAGUG